Molecule: messenger RNA, 3244 nt
Organism: Menidia menidia (Atlantic silverside)
Lineage: Eukaryota; Metazoa; Chordata; Actinopteri; Atheriniformes; Atherinopsidae
Source: the annotation of a GenBank genome assembly
AAAUCUGACGGUUAAUUUCAGAGUCCGCUCUCCUCUCAUCCGGGAGCGGUGUGAGCUCCGGGGAGCCUCGGGAACGGGAGCAUGGAGGACGACCUGGUGUCGGAGGAUGACAUCUUGCUGCGGUCCGAGAAGGAGCUCCACGACGCUGCCAAGAGGAACGACACCGGGAAAAUCCUGGAGCUGAUUCAGAGGGGCGUGAAUGUGAAAGCCAAAAACAAGCUGGACCGCAAAGCCCUGCACUGGGCAGCCGGAGCCGGGAACGAACAGGCUCUGCGCCUGCUUCUGGACCACGACCGCGACGUGGACGAGAAGGACAGCUUUGGCAUGAACGCUCUGCUCCUGGCAUCCUGGUUCGGUCACCCGAAGAUCCUGCAGGUCCUGGUUUCCUGCGGAGCCAAACUCAACAGCGAAAACAAAGAUGGUCUUAGUAUGCUGCACUGUGCUGCUCAGAGAGGCCAUAUCCGGGUACUGGAGUUCAUCAUGGAGGACCUAGAAGACAUCUCCCUGGACAGAGCUGACAAGUCUGGAAAGACAGCGCUUCACCUGGCUGCUGAACAUGGACAGCUGGAGGUGGUGGGCUUUCUCAUUGGCAUGGGUUGCACACACGCUUUGAAGGACAAGGAGGAGAACACGGCCAUGCAUCUCGCAGCCAAAGGAGGACACACACAGGUCCUGCUUAAGAUCGUGGACGCUGGAGUAGACGUGGACGGAAAGAACGUAGACGGACUCAGUGCUCUGCACCUGGCAGCCGACGGAGGUCAUUACGAGUGCGUCAAACUGCUGCUGGACUCGGGCUGUAACGUCAAUGCACACACCAACAGAAAUAUGAACGCUCUACACUACGUGGCUCAGCAUGGCUUUGGGAGAGAAGCCACCCUGUUACUGGAGGCAGGGAUUGACAUAAACACUGUUGACCAUCAACAUCUCACCCCGCUCCACAUGGCUGUGUCCAACCGUCACGUGCAGCUCGUUCGGCUGCUGAUAGACGCAGAGUGUGACCUGGAUGUCCCCGACUGUAGGCAGCAGACCGCCCUGCACGUAGCCGCCGAGCUGGGCUGGCAGGACGUGGCCGAGAUGAUGCUGAUCUCCGGGGUCAACCUUAACCUGACCGACAAGCAGGGAAAAACGUGUCUGGAAGUGGCAGCAAGAGGAAACCACGUCGUCAUCGUUGAUAUGAUCAUCAAGGCUGACCGUUUUUAUAAAUGGGAGAAGGAUCACAUGGGCAGUGAGCGGGACUGCUGGCUGGGCAGGCCUCUGAGCUUCAAACAGGAUCACCAGGCAGAGACGCAGCACCUCCGCUCUGUCCUCUGGAGUCUGGCCACCAAACACCUCUGCCGGGGCGAGUGGAAGAUUCUGGCCCAGCACUGGGGAUUCAGCGACGCACACAUCCGAGCCAUCGAACAACAGUGGACGGGCACGAAGAGUUUCAAGGAGCACGGCCACCGCAUGCUGCUGAUCUGGCUGCAUGGAGUGGUGAUGGCUGGACAAAACCCCGUCAAGGCCCUCUAUGAGGCCCUGGUGGAAAUCUCCCGCACAGACCUGGCAGAGUGCAUCCGGCAGAAGGCAAACGCGGAAAGCAACACAACCAAAAGCUGCUCCACCAUGUGACGACACAACCUGCUCCACCAUGUGACGCACAACCUGCUCCACAAUGUGAAGACACAACCUUCUCCACAAUCGGACGACACAACCUGCUCCACCAAGUGACGCACAACCUGCCCCACAAUGGGACGACACACAGCAGGUGUUACACAACCUAUAUCAGUGCAAUAUGGUUCUUAUUUGUCAGGAACGUAUUUCUUUACAGAAAUGUUAGUAGCAGUGGAAUUAAGAUGAUUUGCACUUUACUGAAGUGGAACUGAACGAAAUGAGGGAAAAAAUAUUCUUCCUAGCUGAAAACAGUUCAGGUGAAGGCACACUAAUAGCUGUGACAUAAAAAUGUGUUUUAUUCGAAGCAGACUACUUGACAAGAUAUCAGUUUAAACAUCUCAGGACUUUGUGAUGUGUUCACUGUCAUCAUUGCUGAGCAGGGAAAUGCACAGCAACACCGAACUGUUGGAUCUCAGACAUGAAUUCAAAUGGCAGCCACGUAAAGACACUAAAAUAGUACACCUACCAGCUGUUUUAUACUGUGUUCCAUUUCUUUCUCUGCAUUUGGGCUAUGAAGCCCUAGAGGUUUAUUUAUUUCUUUUUAGAUCCUGGGUAUCAUUCCCAGUUUUGGAUGCCUGUACAGAUGAAUGAGGUAAUACAAAGCAAGUUCAGAGAGCAAAAUUGAUCCCAGUAACUUCAAAUGCUGUUGAAGAAGUCAAAGAAUGGUCAGUGUGACAUUCUGUAGCCAAAUCUUCCUUCAAAGGUUACCUUCUGCAGAAAUGGCAAAACCAAAAACACUUCAUAAUGAAAAUGAUUCACUACAGGAAUGGGAGAGAGAGAGAGUGGCAUGCAAUGUUUUUUUUGUAAGUGUUCUUGGUUUUUGCCUUCCAAGAUGAAUUUUGCUCACCAAUGUUAAUGUUGUUGUAGGAAAUGAUUUAAUUUUAUAUCUCUUCAAAAAUAUUUUGCAUGAAAUAUAUACUUAAAAAUUAUUUAAGCCAUUCUUGUAACAUUAUACUGUAUUUUAUAAGUUGUAAAUCAUUGUCAUCUUUUAAUCUUUUUUAUCACUGUCGAAUAUGGUGAACUUGCUGUGCUUUAUUUUAGUAAAAAUAAUCAUGUUAGCAGGUUGUUUUUUUCCAUAGGCGAAAGUGGUGAAGUGCACGUUGUGUACAUUUGUUUUCUAAAAAUCAAUCAGCAAUUUUUCAAAAUAUAAUUGUCAUGCAAUGAUUCUGAAUGAGGUGAAGUGAAUAUGGAAAUUUGUAGUUGAGAGAAAAAAAUGAAUUAAAAGGUUCUGUCUUAUCAGGACAUAAUGACAUCUCAAAAUGAGACAAAAGGAAGCUUUUACUUCUGGUCUCUUUAUGUAUUUUUAAGCCAUUUUGCUCUGUAUUUGCUGGUGUGCUGGGGACCAUUUCAAUUUCAGCCAUGUUUUAGCUAAUAGACGGCAUGUUUUUUUGACUUUGUAAUAAAGACUUUCAGUCCCCCGUCAUUCAGUGAUGUUGUUCUCUGUGGUUCACCGUUAAUCUGAUGUGUUUAUUUUAAUAUGUAGUGUCUUGUUUCAGGCAAAUUGCACAGGCACAAUGUAUUACAACUCCACUUUGGUCUACUCUUAGUCCCAGAAGUCUUGUUCUUUGUUCAGAUGCAGCUCUGUGAUCCUAAA